Ustilaginoidea virens is the source of this 219-nucleotide messenger RNA. RefSeq lists its product as uncharacterized. The transcript has 3 exons. The coding region runs from base 1 to 219 and encodes 72 amino acids. Lineage: Eukaryota; Fungi; Ascomycota; Sordariomycetes; Hypocreales; Clavicipitaceae. The record is from RefSeq and is a predicted model, not a curated record.
AUGAAGCCCACGAAUAUGGUCAUGCUUGCCACUGCUCUCCUGGUCAACGGAGCUCUUGGAUUGCCUACCCCUGGCUCUGGCAUGAUUUCUGGUGUGGACUCUUACUCUACACGUUCGGCUUGGACCAAGGCCGAGACAGAGGAAUCUUCUGUUGAGAAGCGCCAAUGCCCGGCAUCCGAGAACAACGUGGACUGCUAUUCCACUAGAACGGCAUGGUAG